CACUCUUCUGCUUAUUUAGAGAGAAAAAGAGCGCUCAGAGCAUAGAAAGAGAGAGAGAGAGAGAGUUGUAAUGGUUUUUGCAGAGAAACAAAGCAGAACCUUUGAAUAGAUUCCUUCAUUUUCUCUCUCUACAAUGCUUUCUCUCUCCAACUCUCCUCAUCUCUGAUACAUAAAUGGCAGACAUGUAUGACACCACCUGCUCUUCAUCUUCCUCCCCUGAACUCGAAGACAUCUCCCUCUUCCUCCACCAAAUCCUCCUCCGAUCAUCUUCUCCGUCGUUGUCCUCUUCCUCCUCUGCUCUCAUGGCACACAACGGCAAACAACUCCACUACUUCUCACAGUCUCAUCUUUUCCCCCAAAAUCAAAACUCGGACCGACUCGUCACUGACCCGAUCUCAACGCCCGAGUCGUCGUCCGGGUUGAACUCUUCCUCCGCCGCCGUCUUCUCCUCUUCCGGCGAUCAUUUCACAGCGAGUACUGCCAAUGUGUAUUCCUCCUCCGGUGGAAUCGUCGACACUGACCCAGACGAGUAUGAUUGCGAAAGCGAGGAGGGUUUUGAGGGUUUGGCAGCAGAGGUGCAAGCAAAGCCGUCCUCGACUCGCAAUCCGUCAAAGAGAAGCAGAGCUGCUGAAGUUCAUAAUUUGUCUGAAAAGAGGAGGAGGAGUAGGAUUAAUGAGAAAAUGAAAGCAUUGCAAAAUUUAAUACCGAAUUCGAACAAGACCGAUAAGGCCUCGAUGCUGGAUGAAGCCAUUGAUUACCUUAAGCAGCUUCAGCUCCAAGUACAGAUGUUAACAAUGAGAAACGGAUUAAGUUUGUCCCCGAUGUGCCUACCUGGAGUGCUUCAGCCAACUCAACUCUCCCAGACGAGAAUGGGCUUUUAUGAGGGAAAUGGGUCCCAAAAUAUGAACUUGACAGGUGCACUUGCAAUGAACCAAGAAACCCCAACGAAUACUGCGUUCAGUCUACCCAACCAAUGCUCUAAUCCAAACCAGCCAUCGGUAGCCAAUUUGUCAAAUAUUAUCAAUUCAGAUACAUUAUUUGGAUUGCAGUCGUCAAUUCCGAGUCACUUUAGACCAUUUCAGCCUCACACAUCAUCUGAAGAAAAUUGCAGGGAGGACUUGUUGCAUCAUCAGCAGCUAAAUGUGAAUCAUCCUGACACAAAUCCCUUAGAAUUUAAAAUGGGAGUCAAAGCUACAAUGUCAAUUCCCUUCGACUCACAAACAUCUGAUUUAAAGGACAACACCCAGGAAUCAUGCAUCCUAGGGAGAGAUCGGGCUGAAGCCGUUCUUCUAAACAAUCUGGAGUGUAACCACUUGGACGCAGGAAGACGUGCAUCCAACGAUGACAUCAAGAAUGAAAGAUCGAACUGUUGAAAUUCGACGUCCAAAGAGAAUUUCUGAAAUUUGAUGACCUCUAAUCACACUGAUAAUAUUUUGAACUUACUCGGGCCAGAGAACACUUGGGCAUUGCUGUGUAAUUUUAGGUUGAAGGAAAUGGAAAUAUUCAUGUAAGCUCUUUUUUGUGUGUGGUCAUUGUCAUAUAUAUAUAUAUAUGGCCAGCAUUUCAUUCACAGAAUAUUUAUUUGCCAUCUUCGCUUGUUUUUAUCCAAAUCAUGUAAAUUCUGAUGGUACUAGGUCUUGUAUUCUCUU
Cornus florida is the source of this 1649-nucleotide messenger RNA. RefSeq names its product transcription factor SPATULA-like. Gene Ontology annotation, molecular function: protein dimerization activity. The record is from RefSeq and is a predicted model, not a curated record. Gene Ontology annotation, cellular component: nucleus. Lineage: Eukaryota; Viridiplantae; Streptophyta; Magnoliopsida; Cornales; Cornaceae. Bases 174 to 1373 code for a protein of 399 amino acids. The transcript has 8 exons.